AUGGUGAUGUCCAACAAUUACAUCCCACAGACGGAGAACCUCAGCUACCUCAUCGACACGGUGGAGGAGCUCAGCGCAGUGUGUAGCGAUGGGAGCCGCCUCAAGGAUGAGAUUGUUGAUGGAGUUGAUACGCUGAUACGGAGAAUUAACACCGAUGCCGGUAUAACGGGCGACCGAACAGAAGCGGUGUCACAGGUUGACGUCUUUCUCCAGGAGCAUGGCGAUCCUGGUUUGAGUGCGAAGAACGAGCUCUCCAAGGUUGAGGAGCUGAGGGAGCAGAACAGACGCUUGAAGGCGUUGCUACGACGUAAGGUUGAGUACAAGCAGCAGGUUGUCCAACUGAAUUCCGAAUAUGAGGAUAGGAUCACAGAGGUGAUGCUCCACAUUAGACAGUUCAAAGAUAAAGAAGACAAGGUGAAGUUUCAGACGAUGAAGGAAUGCUUCGCCAAGGUGGAGCAAGCACAGGAACGGGAGUUUGAAGCCUACCAUUUACUAGUGAGAAAUGAAGAGGUGACGCAGAAACUGGCACAUGAACUUGAGCAGUUCUAUGAAGUGUUUGAUAAGAACCGUGCGAAUGACAUCAAGGCACAGACACUGGCAUCGUUAUUGAAAGAGACGAAUGUUGGUGGUGGUAUCCAGAAGUGA
Molecule: messenger RNA, 645 nt
Organism: Williopsis jadinii
Lineage: Eukaryota; Fungi; Ascomycota; Saccharomycetes; Phaffomycetales; Wickerhamomycetaceae
Exons: 1
Coding region: 1-645 (214 amino acids)
Source: RefSeq, a predicted model, not a curated record